AUGAGUUCUCCUAACAAGAAAGAGAGUGACUCAGAUGACAAAGCUCUUACAAAUUCAGAAAAUGAGGCUUUCACUGACUGUACCAAAGAUACAGAGUCUUCAUUUCGUAGCCAUAAUAUAAUCUCUCAGGUGGAAUCUGAUCAUUUGACAAGGGAGCCAGGCACAGCAAACUCCCAAGAACAAGAUGCUCCUAAAGUUGCAGAAAAUGGUGAGGUUGAUACCCCUAAGGAUGUUCAAGAAGAAGAUUUAAGAGAAGAAGAAUCUGACCUAAUUCAGGUCUCCAUUCCAAGAAAAUGGGCCAAUAUUAUGUCUGAACUAGGGAAAACUAAUUUUGAGAACAUUCAGGUAGGAAACAAUAGUACAAAAAAACCGUCGAUUAAAAGAGGAAGAGAUUAUUUAGCAAAAGUGGAGAUGAAAGUAAGAAAUUUCUUUCACAACCUCACUAAUUAUGAAAGCCCCGAACAAUUUUCAAUUCCAUGGAAAAUUCCAUUCUUCAAGAACCAUGAGAUAAGAAAAAUGAUUCUGCAUCUGUUCUGUGGGAGAUAUUUUCAUCAGUGUGUUGGUUGUCAAAAUGCAACACGUUUGAAGCAAAAAUACGUGGCAGUUGUUCCUCAGUUUUAUUUCCCUAACAAUAUUGAAAGAGCCAUAAUAUUUGGUAGACCUUUUAGGGUGACAUACAGUCAUCCGUUUCUUGAAAGAAUGGUCAGGAGAAAAGGUUGUAGAUCAUCCUAUACUAAAGGGAAGAAAGAAAUAUCCAUUUUUGUGAGGCCCGUGUUGUAUGUUCCAUGGGUCCAAGUUCAACAAGUACUUACUGGAAAAGUUUUUGAGGAUCAGUUCCGAUCUCCCCACAACGUGAGAGUUCUCAUUAUUAGCACCAAUAAUUCUUGGAAAUUCCUAUGUCCCAUUUGUGGAAGAAGUUUCAAUAGUAUAAACGAAUUUAGGGAGCAUUCCUGCCGUUUCACUGAGAAUUAA
This is a messenger RNA of Sorex fumeus (smoky shrew), 972 nucleotides long. It is a transcript of the gene CPXCR1, whose product is annotated as CPX chromosome region candidate 1. The transcript has a single exon. The record is from RefSeq and is a predicted model, not a curated record. The coding region runs from base 1 to 972 and encodes 323 amino acids. NCBI's taxonomy places the organism in Eukaryota, Metazoa, Chordata, Mammalia, Eulipotyphla, Soricidae.